CAAGAAUUCGCCGCUUUCGGGUUUCCGAAAACGUCUCCAGUAGUCACCCGCUUGCAAGCGCGUGAGGCUGCUAGUCGCAGCGCCGGCGAAAACCUCGACAGCUCCUCUCAAACGCACUCGACUCCCUCUCCGACAAUUCCCGGUAACUUCGACCGCGACGAAGAAGACGAGAUAGACCAAGAACUCCAGGACGAGUCGCUCCUCGCCUAUCGCAAGGCCUUGGGCGCCAUCCGCGACGAGGAGACGGAGCUGCGCGUCGCCGCCGCUGUCAAGCAACUCGCCGAGCGGGCGUCGGAGUCCUGGGUCGAGUGGGCGCGCGGGGACUGGCCCGAGCUCGCGACCGCCAUCGACACCGAGGUUGAACGACGCGUCGAAGAGCAGAAGCGCCUCGCCGAAGAGGAAGCACGACGCGUCGAAGAGGCCGCGAAGCGUGCGAAGGCCGCCGAGGACUGUCGCCUCGAAGACGAACGGCGUCGAAAGGACGAAGAGGAACGGCGCCUCGAAGACGAACGUCGCGCGCAAGAGGCCGCCGAUGAGGAGUUGGCGAGGAUCGCGGCCGCCGAGGGGCUUCUCGAUAAGGGGAAAGGGCGCGCGAGAGUCGACGAGGAGGUCGCCGAGUUGUCGGACGACCCUUCGAUCAAGACUCCUCGGACGGUCGAAUGUCCGUUCGUGAUGACAGAGGUCGACAUGGCCACCGCGGCGACUGUGAAGCGCCAGGCUGGACAAAAGUGUGAUCGUUGCGCCGGCUACCGCUCGGCCCCGGUCGAUUGCGUGUGGGUCGAGAACGCCACAACCUGCGAGAGGUGCGCGCAGUUCCAGCAGGGAUGCUACUUCGACAAAGUGUCUGUGCUUGGGAAGACGAGGAAAACGCGCGGCGGGGGAUCAACCACAAAGAAGCGCAUUCGGCCGACCUCUCCUGGGCCUUCGGUCGCGGACUCGAGUGGUUCGAAGAAGCGCCGAGUCGACGAGCCUCCGCGCCCACUGCUGCGACUGCCUCUCGAUGGGGCCAGCCGCCUUGGGCUCGAACAGGACGACCUUGAUGCGCUCGACCUCGACGACGAGUCUCGGGGGAUCAUCCGCGUCAUCCGCGAGGAGCGCGCUCACAUCGCUCGCCGUCGAGCGCUCCUCCACGACAUGGACCUCGACCUUCAAAAGAUGGAGAAGGACGCGCUCGCGAAGGGGGGAAUCGGGUUCGUGCGCGGGGCUGUUGACGAGGACUAG
Molecule: messenger RNA, 1221 nt
Organism: Postia placenta MAD-698-R-SB12
Lineage: Eukaryota; Fungi; Basidiomycota; Agaricomycetes; Polyporales; Adustoporiaceae
Exons: 5
Source: RefSeq, a predicted model, not a curated record